GUAUCACAAAUUUAGAUUCCAUCUCAACGCAAAAUAUAACUUAUGGCCUAUGGCUCGUGUUCCAAAAAACGUACCACGUUCCAUUAUCGGUACAGCUUCCCUGAUAGGGUCGUUGUAAGAAGCUUAUGAUUCAGUUCAAUCAUAGACAUCUUCCCAAGCGGACGCGUAAUCGCACAACACUAGAACAACAUGUUGCAGAGUAUAAGUUCACAAAUUUUAACGGUGGUAAUCUUCAUAGGAGCUGCUCAUGGUAUACUGGUCGUGGGUCCCAAAUUUAUUCGGGCUAACCAAGACUACACGGUUGCGAUCAGCAACUUUAAAUCGAAUCUGACCAAUGUUAACCUAAUAUUACGUAUCGAAGGUCGUACGGACGAUGGAAGAAACGUUCUUAACGUAACGAAGAUGGUUAAUCUGCCGAACAAUGUGAAUAAAAGAAUCUUCUUUAAGAUGCCUAAGGACUUAUCAUCUGGAUUCUACAAAAUUAUGAUCGAAGGACAGCGAGGCUUUGCCUUUUACAAGAAAGCUACUUUGGUGUACCUUGGAAAAUCCGAAUCUGGCUUAAUACAGAUCAAUAAACCAGCGUUCAAACCGGGCGAUACGGUUCAAUUUCGUGUGAUUGUGUUGGAUACCGAGUUGAAACCUCCAUCGCGUGUAAAAACAGUUCACGUGACGAUCUGUGAUCCUCAAAACAAUGUGGUUCGGCAGUGGGCCUCGGCAGAACUGCAUGUCGGAGUGUUUGAGAAUAAUCUUCAAAUCUCGCCGACUCCAAUGCUCGGUAUAUGGAACAUCUCGGUACAGUUGGACGGAGAACUACUCGUAUCCAAGACAUUCGAGGUAAAGGAGUAUGUGUUGUCUUCAUUUGACAUAGAGGUGGUACCAACCGUUAUUCCUCUGGGGGAGCACCAAAGUUUGAGUCUGACGAUAACAGCUAACUACCAUGUUCGAAAACCGGUGAAGGGUUUGGCCAUAGUGGAGUUGUAUUUGGAAGACGAUAAGUUAUACCAGCAAAAAGAGUUCGAAAUACACGGCAUUCGACAUGUAGAGAUGCGAUUCUUUCGAAGCUUGGAGAUGCAGGACGACCAACAAGAUGUACGUGUAAAGACGACCUUCAUCGAGCAGAGUUCAAAUCACACCGUGGUGAAAGAAUCUCAAAUCACUGUGUACAAAUAUGUGUACAGUGUGGAGUUGAUAAAAGAUAUCUCUUACUUCCGUCCGGGACUUCCCUUCAAAUGUGCGCUUCAGUUCCGAUACCACGAUGGAACACCUGCUAAAGGUAUCACCGGUAAGGUAGAAGUGAUGGACAUCGAAUACCAAACUAAUGCCACUAGUGACGAUGAAGGUUUGAUCAAAUUAGAGCUGAAUCCGACCGACAAUAUAGAAGAGAUGUAUAUAACCUUUUCUAACCAAGACGGAUUCUACUUUAACGAGGGAGUGGACAAAGCGGGUGGCGUUACAAAUGUGUUUAUAAAACUGGAAUUAAACUCACCGAUUAAGAAGAACAAGAUAUUGCAAUUUUGGGUAACGUCUAACGAACAAAUGACAUUCUUCGUCUACUAUGUGAUAUCGAAGGGCAACAUCAUUGAUGCCGGUUUUAUCAGUCCGAAUAAGCAGAAUAAAUAUCCACUUCGGUUCAAGGCCACGGAGAAGAUGAUACCGAAGGCGAAAGUUAUCGUAAUGACUGUAGUAAACAAAACGGUAUUGCACGACGUCUUGGACAUUGAUUUCGAUGAGCUUCUAAACAAGAUUAAAAUGAGCAUUAACAAGCAGGAAGUUAAACCAGGACAGGAAAUUGAGAUUCUCAUGUCUGGACGACCAGGAUCGUAUGUUGGAUUAGCGGCUUACGUCAAAGAUGUGUUGGAAUUUAACCAGAACCAUGAUUUGUUCUGGAAGGACAUCAUGCGCGUGUAUAACGGAUUCGGCCUGAACGUCGAGAAUGAGUUUGACAAGUUUAGUAGUAUGGGAGUGUUCGUAACGACGUUGGAUGACAUCACCUUCAAUGAAGCCCACGAUAUGUUGGCACGAGAAGGACUGUAUACAGACAAUCCCAUAACUAAAUUAGCCUUGUACCGCACGAACUUUGCAGAAUCAUGGUUAUGGAAGAAUGUUACCAUUGGAGGGUCUGGAACUCACAAGAUGAUCGAGGUAGUACCGGAUACAAUCACAUCUUGGUACUUGACGGGGUUCUCCAUUGAUCCGGAGUAUGGUUUUGGCAUCAUCAAAAAGCCCAUUGAGUUCACGACGAUUCUACCAUUCUACAUUGUUGAUAGCCUUCCGUACUCCAUCAAACGAGGUGAAGUCGUCGAGUUGCAGUUUACACUGUUUAACAAUCUUGGAGAAGAGUACAACGCUGAAGUGACUCUGUACAACGUGUUCAAACAGAUGGAAUUUAUUGGACGUCCUCUGGAAGCUGAAAACUACACGAAAUCCGUGAGCGUUCCUUCAAAGCUUGGUGUUCCAAUCUCAUUUCUGGUGAAGGCGCGAUCACUUGGAGAGAUCACUGUACGGAUUGAAGCUACGAUCAAGUCUAUUCAAGAAAAGGAAGGACUGGAGAAAGUGAUCCGAGUUACGCCAGAAAGUUUGCUAAAGCAGGAAUCUCGAUCGUUUUACUUCGAAACAAAGAGCAAUCGUACCUUCUUUAUUUAUUUAGAUAUGAAAUGGCCGAAGGUAGAUAAAGGUUUGUCAAAGAUUAUGUUCCGAGUGAAUCCCAAUCUGCUUCAAACACUUACUAUAAACAACUUAUAUGAUCUGCUUGCUGUCUGGUAUGGUGAUGGAGAGCAGACUAUGGCUAACUUUGCACCAAACAUCUUGGUGCUCGAUUACUUGUUUGCUAUUGGUUCGAAGGAACAGAAUCUCAUCGUUAGAGCUACCUUUAUGAUACUCCAAGGGUACUUCAAUCAGAUGCUUUAUCAUCAGACAGAUGGAUCAUUUGGUGUGUGGCAAAAUUAUGGUGGCAGCGUCUUCCUUACCGCUUUCGUCGCGAAAUCGAUGCAAACUGCGUCGAAAUUUAUAACCGAAGUUGAUGUAGCGAUGGUCGAGAAGGCUUAUGAUUGGCUUGCUUCGAAGCAACACAGCUCCGGAAGAUUCGAUGAGGUUGGUCAUGUGCAGCAAAAAGAUAUGCAAGGCGGUCUACGUAAUGGCAUUUCACUGACAUCAUACGUGCUGACAGCGCUUCUAGAGAACGAGAACGCCAAAGUGAAGCACGCGGCAGUGAUCCAAAAGGCAAUGAGUUACCUCAGCAGUAAGGUGGAAUACAUCCAAAAUCCUUACGAUCUGUCUAUUGCGACCUACGCGUUGAUGUUGUACGGACAUGAAAAGAAGACUACAACAUUAGACAAGCUCAUCGGUCUUUCUACAACCACAAAUCAUGAUAACGAUAUGGUACGAUACUGGAACACGACCAACAGCAUAGAAGCGACCGCUUACGCGUUGUUGUCAUUUGUGUUAGCGGAGAAGUAUGAGGACGGUAUUCCGGUGAUGCGAUGGCUAGUAAAUCAACGCUAUGUUACCGGAAGCUUCCCACGCACUCAGGACACCUUCGUAGGACUGAAGGCAUUGACAAAGUUGACGGAAAAAAUUUCUCCCUCGCGAAAUAACUACACCAUUCAGCUGAAGUAUAAGAAGGCUACGCGGUAUUUCCACAUAAACUCACAAGACGUGAAUAUUAUCGACUUCGAGGACAUACCGGAGGACACAAAGUCUCUGGAGAUCAAUGUUGAUGGAGUCGGGUUCGGAUUGUUGCAGGUGAUUUAUCAGUACAGUUUAAAUAUCGUGAACUUCGAGCAGCGAUUUAAGCUGGAUGUAGAUAAACAAAACACUGGCUCCGACUACGAACUGCGGCUGAAGGUGUGUGCUAACUACAUACCAAAAUUGAUGGAUAAGCGUUCGAACAUGGCGCUGAUCGAGGUGUACUUCCCUAGCGGAUACGUUGUCGACCAGAAUGCGAUCAGCGAGCAGACUUACUUCAAUCCGAUACAGAAAACCGAAAUUAGGUACGGCGGCACAUCCGUUGUUGUGUAUUACAACAAUAUGGGCUUCGAGUGGAACUGCUUUACCGUGACGGCUUACAGACGGUUGAAGGUGGCUCUGAAGCGUCCAGCAUAUGUAGUCGUGUACGAUUAUUACGACCCCAAUUUGAAUGCCAUAAAAUUGUACGAAGUGGAUAAUCAAGAAGUUUGCGAAAUAUGCGACGAAGGUGAUUGUCCCAAGGAAUGCAAGAAAGGUUGAUUAACCUGUUUCAAAUCACAAGCCAGCAAUAAAAUGUUUCUCCCAAGAAGAGGUACGAUAUGGGCAGCUUCGACUUGAAUUCGGUUCAGUCUAUACAUGCCUAGUGAAAUAAACUAAAUGUAAAUCCUAUUAUGCAAUCCAUCGAAAUUAAACUUCUUUGAGAAAAACUCUCGAAACUGUUAGAGUUGCGCGGUAAAGAAAUGUAAUAGAAAACGCGUGCAGUCUUGGUGCCGUUCUGUUUCCAACUGUAUAUUCAUUUGUCCGAGUUCAUUUUUACAUGCAAAGUUCACUUACUGCCCUAAAUGAAUAGUCCAAACAACUUAUCUAGUAUGAUUCCUAAAUAAAUUAAUUCAUGUAACUCCUAAUCUAUUUUCAACACAUGUCGUUGUAUUAUACACUUUACGUUUUGUUGAAUAAAAUUGCACAUAUAAAUCGUCAUGUGUACCUACUUUGAUUGAUUGAUAAUUGAUUAUGCGUGUUGAAAAAAUGGUUAUGCCUACUUGAUAACUUCCGUAUGAAAAUCACAAAAGAACUCAUAAUAUUGGCCAGAGGCCACCUAGCGAAACGAAAAGUAGCGGUAAACAUAUUCUCAUACCUAACGAACGUUCUGCGAAAAUUUCAUAUAAAUUGGUUCAGCUGUUUAAGUGGAGUUUGC
Anopheles funestus (African malaria mosquito) is the source of this 4879-nucleotide messenger RNA. Its product is annotated as CD109 antigen-like. Gene Ontology annotation, molecular function: endopeptidase inhibitor activity. Bases 190 to 4224 code for a protein of 1344 amino acids. The transcript has 12 exons. Lineage: Eukaryota; Metazoa; Arthropoda; Insecta; Diptera; Culicidae. Gene Ontology annotation, cellular component: extracellular region. The record is from RefSeq and is a predicted model, not a curated record.